Molecule: messenger RNA, 312 nt
Organism: Oppiella nova
Lineage: Eukaryota; Metazoa; Arthropoda; Arachnida; Sarcoptiformes; Oppiidae
Source: the annotation of a GenBank genome assembly
AAAAGUGAUGAUAAAAGUGCUAAUAAUCCUAAACCUGUGAAGAAUAGCCCCAACAAAAGGACUAGUAGUACGAGUGGCGUUGGAAGUAGUGAAGGGGUAUCUGAGCCACCGUUUUGCAAGUAUUUGAAUAUCGAAUUGUGUACUAAAGAGGGAAAGACUGAUAGAAAGGCAACCGUUUUGUUGGAGAACCCGAUCGGAGAGUACAUUACGAGUGGACACGAAUUGGAUAGAAAUAUAAGAGUAGCUUUCGGUGAAAACUCAAAUUCAAACAACUUCCCAUCCCUUCCGGUGCCUCAGAUUGGAUCCGAUGAA